Molecule: messenger RNA, 693 nt
Organism: Ilex paraguariensis (yerba mate)
Lineage: Eukaryota; Viridiplantae; Streptophyta; Magnoliopsida; Aquifoliales; Aquifoliaceae
Source: the annotation of a GenBank genome assembly
AUGGACGUUUGGAAACUUUACAGAACAGAUAAAUUGGGUGAAUCAGUUGACCCUUGCCUGAAAGACUAUUUUUCGGCAGAAGAGGCAUCGAAGGUGCUUCGAAUUGGACUUCUAUGCGCACAAGCUUCAGCUGCUCUAAGGCCAUCGAUGGAUGAAGUGGUUCAAAUGCUAACCAAUGAAGAAUGUGAAAUUCCCAUGCCUAAUCAACCUCCUUUUCUAAGUGCUAGAGUACUUGAUCCAGCCAGCUCCAAUGGAGACUAUAGAAUAGACAGUUUAAUAUCAAAUGCAUUGACAAAAAUUGAGGUGUCAUCCACCUCUACAGAGUCCUCCAGCAUGCAGAGUUCAGAAGGUCCAUCAAGAAGUAAAGAAUGAAGCAGAAGUGGAUAUUUAUAUAGCUGUCCAAUGCUUUCCAGAGUACAAUUUUGUAAGCACACAGGAUCAGAUCCAUCAUCCCUAGCCUUGUAUGGGUAGAAGUUUUGAAGGAAUACGUGCAUGAUAAAAGCAACUUGUUGGUCAAUCUUCGUGGAUUUUUGAUGGAAAAUUAUGGGUUUUGUGUAGAUUACAACACCUCGGGGAGGAUGAAAUUCUCAGAGUAAAAAAGACACUGUACGAGGUUGCUCCUAUGUCAGGGUCUGGAGAUUGUAUAUAAUUUUACUUCAGUAUGUGAAGAGGUAGUUUUUGUUACUCAAACUC